AUCCGCCUCUCCGUGGACGCCAGUCUGACUAAGGCGAUAGGAAGCUCCAGAAUGUCCCUCUCUAUCAAAAAGAAAUCCUACUUUGGGGUAGAAGUUCCUAUGCCCUGCCUUUUCAAUAUCGGAUCAUGUACAUACGAUGACCUCUGUACAAUGGUCCAGCAAAUGAUCACGGAGAACUGGGUGGGGAUAGUGGGGGGUAUCGGUACACAGAUCCAGACCAUGCUGACCAGUGUGGGGGUCAAUGCCAGUCAGUGCCCCCAGCCCCCCAGGAAUAUCCGUAUCACCGACUAUCCAAUCAGCAUUCCCAGAAUUCCUGCUAUCCUCACCUGGUUUGCAGCGGGUGACUACCAUGUGAUCGUUAGGGUGAAUGAGAACGCCACGGGGAGACAACUAGUGUGUCUAGACCUCCAGCUCUCCGUCACCCAACACAGAGAGCCCAGCACUUCCGGCUGGUUGUUUGGUGGCCGAUAACAACGACCUUAAUAUAUUGAUAUUGUUUCA
Messenger RNA from Saccostrea cuccullata (small rock oyster), 501 nucleotides. RefSeq lists its product as uncharacterized. Gene Ontology annotation, biological process: lipid transport; ganglioside catabolic process. NCBI's taxonomy places the organism in Eukaryota, Metazoa, Mollusca, Bivalvia, Ostreida, Ostreidae. Gene Ontology annotation, cellular component: cytoplasmic side of plasma membrane. Gene Ontology annotation, molecular function: lipid carrier activity; enzyme activator activity. The record is from RefSeq and is a predicted model, not a curated record. The annotation marks the transcript as partial. The transcript has 3 exons.